Messenger RNA from Ectocarpus siliculosus, 1876 nucleotides. NCBI's taxonomy places the organism in Eukaryota, Phaeophyceae, Ectocarpales, Ectocarpaceae. The record is from the annotation of a GenBank genome assembly.
AUGCAGUCCACGGAGUUGCUGCGCCACUCGUCAUCUGGGGUACUCCUGGACUGCGGCAUGCUGCCUUUGAAGAGGUUCAGGUUGAACGCAUCUCCGGCGACUGGUCUCGUGGGCAUGCAGGAGAACGUGUUUUUGAGUGACUUCUUCGGCUGCGUUGGCUUCUUGCCGCUCACAACCCCAAGUCACAUCCGCGGAGAAAUGGUGAGGAUGAUGACCCUCUCCACUGCCCCACACCGGCCGGACGCUUCGUACGACUCCCUCGAUCAAGGCCAGUUCGGCGCCAUCUUUUCCGAGGAUGGCAUUACCACGGGAAAUCAGCUGUCGGCAGGCCCCUCGGCUUGCACGUUUUGGUGUGCAGUUGGUGUGGGAGCACUUGUGAAGGGCAGUCCUGUUGAAUCGGUGGCGAACUACUCCCGACUUGCGAGAGAUGCACUGGAUGCCUACACUGGUCCUGUGAAUGCCGAGGUGGCAAAGGCGUGGGCGAUCUCGGGUUACUUCUACGGUUUCAUGGGAGACACGGCGACGUUUCAAGAGUACCUGGGGCUCGCGGACUCCUUUUUGACUGAUUCCAUCGAGCGAGGAUCAACUGACAUCCUUCCUGCGGGAUUCGCCGAGAUAAUCCGUCUCAAGCAGACCGUCAAGGUGUACGCGGGAAACCUCGACGCUGCGUACAUCGACUUUUUGGGCUCCCGACGUCGAGAGCCUCCACAGGUCAACCCAGCUGCAAACGAAGGGGACUUAUAUCGCUAUUUUUGCCAGGCAUCUGCCGCGUUCGAGGAACUUGUCUUCGAGAAAGCUUGCGAGAAGAGUGCCACUCGCCGUCAGUUGAGUAUUGACGAGCCUUGCGAGGAAGACAGAGGCGGUGGUAGCUCUCAUGGCGCUGACCCCCAGGCGGAAGAUGUGUCUGAUGCUAUGGUGACUGCACUCAAAGAUGGCCUGAUCGACUUCGGACACCUACAAGAAACAGUCGAUCGGCCAAACAUCCGCAAGGGCAUCGGCGGCCUCCUCAUGAACAUGGCCCUGGCUUUUCUGAAAGCAACGAACGGAGACACUGGUGGGGCGUUCGAGAGGUUAGAGCAUUGCGUCGAAGUAUUUGAGCGGUACCCUGGCGUGUGUCGCUGCAUGAUGCUAUGGUGUCACGUUUCGCACUCUAUCCUGGCAGCUCUAGCAGCGAUUAAGAGUUCCAGAGCUCGAGAACUCUACAACCGGCUGCGGGAUGUCUACAAUCGUUUUCGCCCCGCUUCCUUCCUGCCAGCACCACCAUUGGAUGAGUGGCGUGGGACGUCUGCAUUCUGCGAUGAUUUCCAGUGCAGGUGCUUUGAGGGUAUCAUCGCGAGUCAAGCCCGGAGCAUUUUCCCCGCCCCAUCCAACUGCAGUAGCAACAAUACCGACCUGCAGCAAACUCAUUGCACGGAGGACUCCCUGGAGGUUGCGGACGAGGACCAUGAUGGCGGUAUCGUAUCAGCGGGUGUCAUUCCCGAGAACGCGAUCGGCUCGAUCAUGGCUGCGCCUUGCAGCAACGGAGACAAACCAAUGGCAUCUACUAGCUCGUGGGAAUUGAACCAAGAGCCCGCACUACCAAUGAGCCCACCUGUCGGACCGAGCUUGUCCACUUCACAUGUGCACUGUGAGCCGGACAGGGGAGCAGCAAGUGGUCCUGACGCAUGCAGCGGUGCGGUCGAGGGGUGUGGUGGUGGAGUGCUUUCCGGCUUAGUGGCCCCAGUUCCCGAUGUGUCCUUGAGAUUGCCGGAGCUGAGACAGGCAGAUGGUGUCCCAGAGGACCCAGGGGAGGAUACAAUUGCCACGGCAGACUGGCUAGAUGUUACUCAUGCUAUGUUGGGAGCAAUUGACCGGAUUAAUUCGGCGUUGUAAUGUU